AUGGAAUCUGGGAGAAGGGGAUGGAAUCUGGGAGAAGGGGAUGGAAUCUGGGAGAAAGGGAUGGAAUAUGGGAGAAGGGGGUGGAAUCUGGGAGAAGGGGAUGAAUUCUGGGAGAAGGGGAUGGAACCUGGGAGAAGGGGAUGGAAUCUGGGAGAGGGGGAUGGAAUCUGGAAGAAGGGGAUUGAAUCUGGGAGAAGGGGAUGGAAUCUAGGAGAAGGGGAUGGAAUCGGGGAGAAGGAGAUGGAAUCGGGGAGAAGGGGAUGGAAUCUGGGAGAAGGGGAUGGAAUCUGGGAGAAGGGGAAUCUGGGAGAGGGGGAUGGAAUCUGGGAGAAGGGGAUGGAAUCAGGGAGAAGGGGAUGGAAUCUGGGAGAAGGGGAUGGAAUCAAGGAGAAGGGGAUGGAAUUAGGGAGAAGGGGAUGGAAUAUGGGAGAAGUGGAUGGAAUCUGGGAGAAGGGGAUGGAAUCUGGGAGAAGGGGGUGGAAUCUGGGAGAAGGGGAUGGAAUCUGGGAGAAGGGGAUGGAAUCUGGGAGAAGGGGAUGGAAUCUGGGAGAAGGGGAUGAAAUCUGGGAGAAGGGGAUGGAAUCUGGGAGAAGGGAAUGGAAUCAAGGAGAAGGGGAUGGAAUUUGGGAGAAGGGGAUGGAUUCUGGGAGAAGGGGGUGGAAUCUGGGAGAAGGGGAUGGAAUCUGGGAGAAGGGGAUGGAAUCUGGGAGAAGGGGGUGGAAUCUGGGAGAAGGGGAUGGAAUCUGGGAGAAGGGGAUGGAAUCUGGGAGAAGGGGGUGGAAUCUGGGAGAAGGGGAUGGAAUCUGGGAGAAGGGGAUGGAAUCUGGGAGAAGGGGGUGGAAUCUAGGAGAAGGGGAUGGAAUCUGGGAGAAGGGGAUGGAAUCUGGGAGAAGGGGAUGGAAUCUGGGAGAAGGGGAUGAAAUCUGGGAGAAGGGGAUGGAAUCUGGGAGAAGGGGAUGGAAUCAAGGAGAAGGGGAUGGAAUCUGGGAGAAGGGGAUGGAACCUGGGAGAAGGGGAUGGAAUCUAGGAGAAGGGGAUGGAAUCUGGGAGAAGGGGAUGGAAUCUGGGAGAAGGGGAUGGAAUCUGGGAGAAGGGGAUGGAAUCUGGGAGAAGGGGAUGGAAUCUGGGAGAAGGGGAUGGAAUCUGGGAGAAGGGGAUGGAAUCUGGGAGAAGGGGGUGGAAUCUGGGAGAAGGGGAUGGAAUCUGGGAGAAGGGGAUGGAAUAUGA
This is a messenger RNA of Closterium sp. NIES-65, 1227 nucleotides long. The record is from the annotation of a GenBank genome assembly. NCBI's taxonomy places the organism in Eukaryota, Viridiplantae, Streptophyta, Zygnematophyceae, Desmidiales, Closteriaceae.